This is a messenger RNA of Debaryomyces hansenii CBS767, 486 nucleotides long. RefSeq lists its product as uncharacterized. Lineage: Eukaryota; Fungi; Ascomycota; Pichiomycetes; Serinales; Debaryomycetaceae. The coding region runs from base 1 to 486 and encodes 161 amino acids. Gene Ontology annotation, cellular component: plasma membrane; cellular bud neck. The transcript has a single exon. The record is from RefSeq and is a predicted model, not a curated record.
AUGCACAUCCCAAAGAUCUCAUCGGACUUAUGUCCUUCAAAAUUAUUAGGUCGUUCGAUAUCUGAUGAUGUUACUUCCACUGCUGAUGCUUUCAAGAGCUGGGAUACAUGUAUGGAUAACAAAACAUGUAAAAUCAUUGCAAUUGUGGGUAUAGUGUUGGCAUCGUUGAUAUGCAUCUGGAUAUUAUCAACUUUGAUUCAAUGUAUUUGCUUAGGCAAAACUUGUCUAGAAUCGUUGUGUAUGUGUUGUUGUCGUCCUGCAAAUCGCCAACGUGUUGUUGAACAGCAGGUUCCUUAUGCCAAUCCAAACAUGUACCCUACACCUGCACCUCAUUAUGCAAGAGAACCACCUGCAGUGUACGGUGGUCACAGAGGAUAUACACCAGUUGAUGGUAACAGAGGAUAUGUACCAGCUGAUGAUUAUAGUGAUAAAAGCAAUCCAUUUGCAGAGGAGAAGCAUACGUCCUACCGGGGAUAUAGAUCCUAG